Messenger RNA from Schistocerca americana (American grasshopper), 1764 nucleotides. RefSeq names its product DNA (cytosine-5)-methyltransferase 1-like. Gene Ontology annotation, molecular function: methyltransferase activity; chromatin binding. The transcript is spliced from 12 exons. Gene Ontology annotation, cellular component: nucleus. NCBI's taxonomy places the organism in Eukaryota, Metazoa, Arthropoda, Insecta, Orthoptera, Acrididae. The coding region runs from base 4 to 1731 and encodes 575 amino acids. The record is from RefSeq and is a predicted model, not a curated record.
GUAAUGAAUGAAAUAGAAGAUGUCUUAAAAGCAGAUCUUAACAAGUUGUAUUGGAGUGACGAUGAGUGCAUAGUGUCUUUUGAAAAUGUUGUUGGAAAAUGCUGUGUGGUGUACAGUAACAACUUGACUGUACCAGUAAUGAAGUGGUCAUGUGAAGGACCAGACAGAUUUUACUUCACAGAAACUUUUAAUUCAUCGACAAAGACAUUCAGUAGGCCUACACCUCGAGGAGAAGCAUCCCUUCUUGGAAAGCGAAUCAAGGGCAGCCAGUGUAGGAUGGAUGUAAGUGAGGUGAAAUACUGGCCAGAUGUUAACAGGAAGUUGAGAACAUUGGAUAUUUUUGCUGGUUGUGGAGGUCUUUCAUAUGGUCUUCAGCAGUCAGGUGUUGCUGAAAUAUGCUGGGCAGUAGAAAAAGAUAUGGCUGCUGCAGAAGCCUUCAGCCGUAAUCAUCCACACUGCACUGUUUUAAUGGAUGACUGCAAUUUGUUGCUCCAGCUUGUAAUGAAUGGAGGCAUAGAAAAUAGUAAACGUCAGCAGCUCCCACAAAAAGGAGAAGUUGACCUGAUAUGUGGAGGACCACCAUGCCAAGGUUUCAGUGGAAUGAAUAGGUUUAGCGAAAAACUAUACUCACGUUUCCAGAAUUCUCUGGUUGCAUCUUUCCUGUCAUACUGUGAUUAUUACCGGCCAAGAUUUGUUAUCAUGGAGAAUGUUCGCAAUUUUGUAGCAUUUAAGCAGAGUGUGGUUUUAAACUUGACUCUUAGAGCCUUGCUGGAGAUUGGUUACCAGUGUACAUUCACAGUACUUCAGGCAGGGAAUUUUGGUGUGCCACAGAGCAGAAAGAGGGUAAUACUCCUUGCCGCAGCCCCUGGAGAGCUCCUGCCUAGCUUUCCAGAAGCGACACACGCAUUUAGUCAAAGUUUGUGUCAGCUGAACGCUGCAGUAAAUGGACAGACAGUAAGUGUUACUAAAUCAUGGAUGUAUUCAGCCCCAAUGCGCACUAUAACAGUGCGUGAUGCUCUUUCUGAUCUUCCAGAAAUUCCAAACGGGCAUGAUAAAUGUGAAAUUCAUUACAAGAAAAGACCACUGACACAUUUCCAGCGUUUGGUCCGUGGCAAUGAGAAACAGAAGGUGCAAUUUUGUCAUAUGAUGAUGUUGCGAGAUCACAUCUGCAAGAAGUUGAACCCUCUAAAUGAAGCACGUGUUGCAAAUAUCCCUAAAAAUGCAGGAGCUGACUGGAGGGAUUUGCCGAAUAUUGCCAUGCGGCUUUGUGAUGGCUCUUACCUGAAGGAACUCAUGUAUACCAACUAUGACCCAAGAAGUGGACAGAUGCGUGGUGUUUGUCCUUGUGCUGAAGGCAAGGAAUGUGAUCCUGCAUACAAGCAGAAUAACACACUCAUCCCUUGGUCUUAUGUUCACACUGCCUAUGACCACAACAACUGGCGAGGGAGGUUUGGCCGUGUAAACUGGAAUGGUUUCUUCAGCACAAUAACAACAAAUCCAGAUCCAUCAGGAAUACAGGGCCGGGUUCUUCAUCCAAAACAGUCAAGAAUAAUGAGUGUUAGAGAAUUUGCUAGAGUGCAGGGCUUCCCUGAUAGUUUUAUUUUCUGUGGAUCAAUAGCAGAUAAGUACCGUCAGGUUGGAAAUGCUGUCCCACCACCAAUGAGUGCUGCUGUCGGGUAUGAAAUAGCAAAAUGCUUGGUAAUUCACACAGCAAGACAGUGCAGCGAAUGAACAAGAAUAUUAUAAAUUUAAUUACAUUUUUGC